Ambispora gerdemannii is the source of this 1027-nucleotide messenger RNA. The record is from the annotation of a GenBank genome assembly. NCBI's taxonomy places the organism in Eukaryota, Fungi, Glomeromycota, Glomeromycetes, Archaeosporales, Ambisporaceae.
AUCGUCGAUUAUUUCAUUCUCUUGGAAUUCGUCGCAAAAAAAUGAAAGCAAAGUUCGUCAAGCUCCCAAUUCUAUUCCCGCGAUAUAUUCGGGUGUGCGUGUAGUAGUUUAUGCGAUUCUGGCGAAAGGCAUCGAACCUAAAACAAUUAUAAAUCUUUCGGCACAAUCUCCGGAUAGCCCGAUUAAACUUGAUGUUAAAGUAGAUCCGGUAACUCUCCAUGGAUCGAAAAUACAUACUUUAGCUGCUCGGAAACUAAUUCAGGAUUUGGAAGAAGGAACCUCCUAUCUGCACGCGGAUUCCAUCGGAAAAGAGAAAGUUUUCAAUGACCUUGUCAAAAAACAAAUUAUUAAUUUAGGUAUUACUUUCAGCCUUGCGUCAAGACACACCAGUUUUCUAGCAAUUAACGAGAAAACUAAUUCGGAAAUCGCUAGGAGUGAGACUCUUAAGCAAAAAAGAGAAGUUCCGGGACAUGUACGAUCUUUUGCUAGACGUUCGGCAAUUAUGCCUCGUAGUUUAAAAAGUUCUAGAAUGGAAAGCUAUAAAAGAAAAAAAUCAUCAUACAGCCUUGUGUCAAUGAAAAGGCGGUCAAUGUCAAACGAAGACGUAAGCUCAUACGAAGACCUGAUCACUUCAGCAAUUCUUCCUGUAUCAGUACCAAGUUUACAAGCUCAAAAGCAAGAACUAUCACUACCAUUUGACAUAAAGUCACCAAAUAUUGAAACAUUAUACGAAUUUUUAAAAUUCCAAUCAUUCGAUGGAAAGUUCGUUGCGAAAAAUUCGAAUUUCUCGAGCUUAUUUUCCGGUCACGAUUCAAUGAAAGAUGAAGAUUCGGUGUGGACGACAGCUGUGGCAAUGGCUUAUUUGGAAAUUGUGAUGAAGGAGUUUAAAGAGGAAUGGGAAUUGUGUUUUGAAAAGGCGGAACGCGCAUUAACGGAUUUAAUUGGUAAAAAUGAUGAAAGUAAGAAAGUUGAGAAUAUUUUGGCGGAAGCUCAUGAAUGGGUGCAAAAAUGGGUUGCAAGUAAAUGA